This is a messenger RNA of Rhopilema esculentum, 3335 nucleotides long. RefSeq names its product protein ABHD1. NCBI's taxonomy places the organism in Eukaryota, Metazoa, Cnidaria, Scyphozoa, Rhizostomeae, Rhizostomatidae. Gene Ontology annotation, molecular function: monoacylglycerol lipase activity; short-chain carboxylesterase activity. Gene Ontology annotation, biological process: lipid metabolic process. The record is from RefSeq and is a predicted model, not a curated record.
CACAUGGCUGGUCCAGUCAUGAACAAACAUAAACAAAACAACUUGAAUUAGCACAAUCUUGCUUCAACAAAUUGUCUAGCUGUGAAGGAGAACCUGACGGUUUAGCCUUGCAUUUUUUAUACUUGCCUGCUCUUUAGAAAGGAAAUCAAUUACGGACAAUGUCGAAGGUGAGUUAUAAAGAUGUGCUUAGGCUUUUUCGAGUAGCAAAAAAAGACUCAGAAAAAAUAUUUGAUCAAUAGAGGCAAGAUUGCUAUUCCGAGGCCAUACAUGUGGCCAGUGUUUGAAGAACGAGAAUAACAGAGGACGAUCGCUCGGAUUUUUAAGUAAGCAGCCUUGUUGGUUGAAAAUCGGUUUCCGAACGAUUGUGAGCAAGUUAUCUGAGAGCUCAAAGGAGGAUAAGCAUAAGAGAUAAGAUGUUUUAAGCUUUUUCACAGAAAAUUCGCAUAAAUUUUAAACAUCUUACACAUUUUAGAGACCGUGUGGAAUUUCAGAUUGACUCACCACUAUUGUUAGAACACUGACUAUUUACUCAAGUUCAGCUGACUUUUUAAUUCAGCUAGCCAUUGGCCAUCCCUCGCUUAUUAGGAAUCUUGAUUCAAGGAAAAGAUGAAUUUACAUAGUUUUGAUUCGAUUACACGCCACAUGCGAAAGAAAAUUCACCGAAGAUAGACAAACAAGAGGAUACAAAGCAGUGACGAGAAUGUCGAUUUUAUGCUUUCUGCUUGAAUUGUCACCGCUGUGCGCUAUUGUAUACUUCUAUCUAUUCUGGACACAAAGGAAAUCGUCAAGACUUCCCAAUGUUUCCUGCAAAAAGUCACUAUUCAACUCUUUAGUUGUUCAGUAUUGUAGUGAUCUGCUCACUAAGCCUUAUGUACCCACCAUCUGGGCAUUCCUGCCAAAGAUUCAAAGUGUGUUUUUUCUAUUACGUUCAAAAUGGCCUUUGGAAAGCAAAACGGAAUAUCUUGAGGUAAAAAACGGCAGGCUUAUUGGAAUUACGUGGCCGAAAGACAAAGAAGAGUUGAGGAAAAUUGCAAGCGAGGAGCGCCCUGUUGUUCUUUUUAUUGGUAGUCCGGACACUGACAGCAACAACUUCCACCCAUAUAUAGAAGCUGCAUACAAGUACAGGUUCCGUCCUUCUAUAUUCAUUAACAGUAACUCCCAAAAGUUGCCCCGUUUGCGGCAUGCGUCCGAAAACAGUCGUUUAAAGGCCGGUUGCGAGGAAACAGACGAUUAUCAAGACUUGGCAGAGGCAGUUUUGUAUAUAACCAAUAAGUUUCCAUAUUCAUCCUUGUAUAUCGUGAGUAUAUCGUUUGGUUGCCCGACUCUUUUGAAGUUCUUAGCUUCUGACGCAAGGUCAAAACGUUUGAAAGCGGCUGCAGUUGUUUCGCCUGCUUGGCAUAAGAUGAAGUACCCCACUAUGCCAGUAAGACCUAAUGGAGAACUGCCAAAGCCCUCAAGUAGUAAAGUGAAGCACUCGCAGAGCCUAGAUUCAUUUUUCCGCAAGGUAACAAAAAGCAGGUACUAUUCGGGAUCACAAGGUAGCAUUUUACAUCGAUCAACAACAUUGCCAAAUGAAGUAUUCAGUCGUUUAAAACGUUUCUCGGUUCCUUUGUUGGUCGUUUUCUCAAACGACGAUAAGAUUUUAGCCCCAGACGAUAAAGCUCGAAUUGGAGGUGCUUGGAAAAACUCUGAGAUGAUGUUGGUGGUAGAAACCUAUGUUGGAGGCCAUGCUGGAUUCAUGCAGGGCUUCGUUCCAGUGUGCUGGGCAGCAAAUCUUGUGUUCCAAUAUUUUGAAGCAACUGAGAAAUUUAAGCAAGCAACAAUUGGUUAACAGCAGUGGAAUUAAAGAGUAUCUAAUCAUAUCAUCUAGAGAAAUAGUAGAUGUUGCAAAUAUUUUACAGUUGGCAUGCAAAUGUCGUGUAAGGAAGUCACGGAAUUAAUGAAAUUAAAGUCCUUUCAAAACAAUGAGAUAAAAAUUAAGAUCUUAAAUUCUUAUAAUACCAAGAGAUUUGGGAAAAAAUCCUGAAGCUCAUCGACUGCUUUCUCCUUUUAAACAGAACAGGGCAAAACCCUUGUGCAACAUAUCUGGCACAAGCACUUUUUAUCAGUGUCGUCGGAACGAAAUUCAUACUGAGGACUGCCCAUUGUAUUGAGGAAAUAUAAAUAUAGAAGAAAAUUUAAAGGAAAAAUGUCGAAAAAAUACAGUUUGACAAUUAUCGGAGGCAUUAGCAUCAACUCGAAGCCCCUCGCUUCGGACUUACCCUUGAGACCAACAGGAUAACCAUUGACUGGUACUAAAGAACGAAAGUUAAUUUUUUACUGGCAUAUAAAAACUGCUUGACCUUGGUAUGGCUUUAGAGGAACGACUACUACUUAAAACGACGACAACAGUCCUUUCCAUCGCAUACCCCUAGGCAAAGAAUUCCAUUGGUUGAUCCUCUCUCCAAACAUGGGACACUUCCCCAUCCUAAAGGGUCGUUGGUCGCUUUUCUCUAUACAGAUUUUCUUUAGAUGGAGUUAGUAAGUUUUGAAUUAAUAAUCUUGUUUGUUGAGAAAAUUUGUAAGGAAAGAGUUUGUGAAAACAUUGAAAGAGUGCAAGUAUCCUUAGGCAAGCCACAUUUAUUCUAAAAAACAACAUAACCUAACAAUUGGGAAGCCAGGCUUUUAUCCCUCUAGUAUAUUUUUCUUGUCCAUUGUUGCAUAGAUCUCAUCGACGAACUCAGUUGAUGCAUUAUUCUUACCAAAGAAAGACUAAGUUUAGCAACAGUAAAUGCACUGGUCGGCUAAAAACUGCACUUUGCCUGACGCUGAGACUCCAAGCUGUGUAGGUACGUGAUGCAGCUGCAGUCUAAAUUAAAGGACAUCCUUUAAAAUAGUAUUUAAAAAACAAAACUGACUUAUUCCAUUUCAUAGAGACAGGCCUUUCUAUUCAACUGAUUUCAGUUAUUAACGUGGAGCACCCAAAAAUUCGUCCACAGAUCUGAUCCGUCGGAAUAUAAAAUGGCUACAAAUUUACUCUGAUUUUGAUAGAGAUAGGGACUAGUUUCUUUCCUUUACGUUUGCAAUAUUGAAUUGAUUGGAUAAGUAUGGAUUUUGGAUUCAAUUUUACCUCCUAUCCCACAAAACAGUAGUUUCUGACUCAGAUUCAGACCAGGAUUGAGUCUAGUUCGUGAAUUGUAGAUGAAGACGGUACUUUAUACUCCAUCGAACAUUUCAAACAACAUUAAGUGUUGUUAUGGAGCUGUAUUUAUCUAAAACCUAUCAUGUUGUUAUGAACAGUCUUGAUAAAGUGUUAAUUUUGUGAUGUCAUGUGCUUUUGAUACAAAUGUUUUGAA